Molecule: messenger RNA, 2591 nt
Organism: Darwinula stevensoni
Lineage: Eukaryota; Metazoa; Arthropoda; Ostracoda; Podocopida; Darwinulidae
Source: the annotation of a GenBank genome assembly
AUGUGUAAUGGAAAUGUUGUGGUGCUAGUCUCGGACGAGGAGAUGAAGCAGAUCUUCACUGAAGUUCUCAGAAUGAUUAAUUCGGCGAGUGGGUCAACACUCAAGGAUGUACCACUGAUCCAUCAAGUGAAGGAUUACCGAGGCUGUGAGAAUUGCGGCGUGAUGUGCGUGGGUGUCGAGGACGCUUGGAUGGUGGAGGGGAUCUCCCGAGCCAUCCAGACCCUCUACAUUGUCGACGGGGGAACUUCUGCUGCAGCACAGAGUCGAAUGGGCCUCUGGAUGGAGAUGGAAAGAAGAGGCCUUCUUCUUCAUCGCCCAUUAACAUCUUCCAAUACCCUUGACUCCCUCUCUGGUGACGAUUGGAAGGCAUUAAAUCAAAGAAGCCUCUUUCUAAAGAUCCCUAAGUUUACGGAGAUAGAUGAUGAUGCUGGGAAGGAUACGUCUUCUCCAGAAGGUGCUACAAAGAUUUUUGCCUUGGGGAAAGACAAGAAGGCGCAAGUGGGGAUGUGGGAACUCCCCAAGAACACUCUCUGGGUCCAGGAAGAACAUUCCUUAUCAGACCUAUUCCUUGCCCAAUCCUCUAUGCUGAUCCACGGGACAGGAGGGGAAGUCCGGAUUCUUUAUCUAGAGGGGAAGGAUCCCCAUGAGGCACCUCAUAGAUGGAACCACAAACUCCAGAACCCCCCCGAUUUUAUCGUGGAAGGUACUACAGGGGUGGGGAUCCGGGACUCCCUUUUUCUCUUGGGAGGGAAAAGAAACCCCCAUUCAGGACACCGACUGGAUCUCCACAGCGACACCUGGAUGGAACUCCCUCUGAUGACUCAGGGGAGAGAGGACGCAGCUUCAGUGAUGUUGGACGCCCAUACCAUCCUCGUCUUGGGGGGUGUGGACCCUGAAAAAGUAAAAACCCUCUCCAGUUGUGUGUGUUUGGACGUGAGAACAAAGCAGUGGAUCCCCUUUCCGUCAGAAAUCCCCCUUCCUAUCAGCAGCCAUGCAGUGACCCUUUACGAUGAUCAUGUAUACAUCUCGGGCGGAUUCAGAGAUGAUGCAUCUUGUCGGGAGGUGUGGAAGUGUGGGGUGAAGGGGGUAGGGCCAUGGGAAACUCUUCCCUCUUUACAAUUGGACAGACAUGAUCAUGGGAUGAUGGGAGACGGCGCAGGGAGAUUUCAAGUCAUCGGGGGGAAACAUCAAAAUGGAUCAAAGUAUACGGAUGUCCUUUCGACGGAGACUCUGACCUUGCACGGAGGAAGAGGAUGGGAGAUCAAACACGAACUUCCCUUCAUGAAUGUUUGGAAGGCUUGUGCGAUGCAUUGAGUGGGACCCCCUUCCCCUCAUUCCGGGUUGCAUAUAUACAAACCCUCCUCGAUUUAGGCACUCACAUGCCUAGCAGGUGAAGAAGCGUGAGAGCGGGAGCGUGAAGGCGCGUGAACCCUCUGUGAUUUCGGCACCGCCCUCUCCUGCAUGCCAGAGGCGAGUGCAGGAAACCAGAGAUGUAAUUGCGCAUGCCUCAUCUCUCAUGCUCUGAGGUCCAUGCUUGUUCCGCAUGGCGCGUUCGCUGCAAUAACUUGAUACGGACAAGUGCACGCCUCCCCGCAUGCUCUAAUGAAUGAACAUGAAUGAAGUAAAAUUGAAAUCCUUUUAAUAUGUUCUGGAGCUAGCCCCUUUCCAUCUAGCGAUGGAAAGGGGCUAAUGAUAAGAUCAAACAUUAAUAAUUAAGAGGAAGCCCACAAAUGGAUGGAAUAAUUUUCCUCUGCAAAGUCCACGACCUGGAUUGUCAAAAAUACAUUUCCCCAGUUGAAGAGGUGAGUGAAAGUACACAUAUAUAAGCCUGCAUACAGGGUGUAACAAAAGUCAGAAAUCAAUAGGCUUGCAUAAAGGGAUAAUUUCCAGGCCGAACUCUUUGGAACUCACUGGCUAACCUGAAUUGACAUCAUAAUGAAGCAGUUAUCUUGCUCCUAAAAGCUGGUCCAAGUGACUCAGAAUGACAAUGAGUGACCAAAAGCGACUAAAAGUCACUCAAAGGGACCAAUCGACUCGGGAUUCUGGAGUUCCCUGAGUACCUUGUGUAUUCAAAUGAACUUCAAGCGAACAAAAGUGACUCAUUUCUCCACUUGUGUCAAAGUGUCUGGAGCGACCCAAGUUAAAUUAUAACUUAAUUGAUAUUAAUUAACUUAGGUAUACUUUGGUAAUUUGUGUAAAGUUUGGUCAAUGGUCAAUCUGGGUUGCUUUCAUCACUUGGACCAAAAAUUGAGAUUAACAGAACUUUGGCAUAACAGUUUUAAUCCAGAUUGGCAUGUGAGUUUCCAAACUGUCCAGGUUGGAAAUGCUUCUGUGAUUCCUGGUUUUUGUCACACCUUAUACACUUAGGUCUAUGCGUACAGGGUAGGCACUAAGUAACUGAACACGUUUAAAUGCUAAUAGAAACAAGACAGUUCAAUGGAUCUAAGAGCCAUUUUUCCAUUGCUCCAUUGCUUUUCCAUUUUUCCAGGAGCCAUUGAGGAGGGUUUGUAUAUAUGCUUCCGGGUUCAAUUAAACUCACACGGAGGAAUCUCGGGCAAGGAGGAGGGAAAGACGGAGUUCUGUGCACGAGA